CCUACUAUCUUGGCCUCCUGAGUGACAAGAACUACAGCCUGGGACAUGAGACUGAAAAUGACAUCUCAGAAUAUUCCUCAGAAAGAAUUAUCCUCUGACAUAAAAAUGGAAGGAUUUACCAGGGAGGCUCCUUGUUUCUCCAUUCUAGGUGAUGAUUGGGACUGUGAGAACCAGGAGAGACAUUUGAAGCAAUCAACUUUAACUCUGGAGAAACAAGGGGUUCAGGAAGUAAUUUGUGAAUAUUCUGGUUUUGGGAAACAUUUGAACUCAGACCUUUCCCCAUCACGGAGAGUUCCUACAACCAACGGCUUCCAUAUAAAUGACUCAGUUGUUAGAAGUUUAGAUUGUGACCCAACCUUACACAGUUGUACGAAAAGCUAUACAGCUAAGAGAACUGGUGACAGUGAUGCCUGUGGGAAAGCCUUUAACCAUUCUAUGGAAGUUAUUCAAUUUGGGAGAAAUCAAAUCAAAGAGAAACCCUAUAAAUACCCUGAAAGUGUUAAAUCUUUUAACCAUUUUACCUCUGUUGGUCAGCAAAAAAUAAUGAAAAGAGGCAAGAAACUGUAUGAAGGUAAGGAUUUUGGGGACAUCUUUACCCUGAGCUCAUCUUUUAAUGAAAACAGGAGGAAUCGCCCUGGAGAGAAACAGUAUAAAUGUACUGAAUGUGGCAAAUGCUUCAAACGGAACUCAUCUCUUGUUUUGCAUCAUCGAACUCACACCGGAGAGAAACCUUAUACCUGUAAUGAGUGUGGAAAAUCCUUCUCCAAGAACUACAACCUGAUUGUGCAUCAAAGGAUCCAUACAGGAGAGAAACCCUAUAAAUGUAAUAAGUGUGGGAAAGCUUUCAGUGAUGGAUCAGCUCUGACACAACACCAGAGAAUUCACACGGGUGAGAAACCUUAUGAAUGUCUAGAAUGUGGGAAAACCUUCAACCGAAAUUCAUCCUUGAUUUUGCAUCAAAGAACUCAUACAGGGGAAAAACCAUAUAGAUGUAAUGAGUGUGGAAAACCCUUCACUGACAUCUCCCACCUCACUGUGCAUCUUAGAAUCCACACCGGUGAGAAACCCUAUGAGUGUAGCAAAUGUGGAAAGGCUUUCCGAGAUGGCUCAUACCUCACCCAGCACGAGAGGACUCACACUGGAGAAAAGCCCUUUGAAUGUGCGGAGUGUGGGAAAUCCUUCAACAGAAACUCUCACCUCAUUGUGCAUCAGAAGAUCCAUUCUGGGGAAAAGCCCUAUGAAUGUAAAGAGUGUGGGAAAACGUUCAUUGAGAGUGCAUACCUCAUCAGGCACCAGAGAAUCCACACUGGGGAGAAACCCUAUGGGUGUAACCAGUGUCAGAAGCUUUUCAGGAACAUUGCUGGCCUCAUCCGGCACCAGAGGACUCAUACUGGUGAGAAGCCCUAUGAAUGUAAUCAAUGUGGCAAAGCUUUCAGGGAUAGCUCCUGUCUGACCAAGCACCAGAGAAUUCACACUAAGGAGACCCCAUACCAGUGUCUGGAAUGUGGGAAGUCCUUCAAGCAAAACUCCCACCUGGCAGUACAUCAGCGACUUCAUAGCAGAGAGGGAUCCAGCCAGUGUCCUCAGUGUGGGAAAACGUUCAGAAAGAGCUCAUCCCUUGUCCGACAUCAAAGAACACACCCUGGAGUGCAACCCAUGGAAGCAUAAUAAUGUCUGUGAGUCACACUCUUCUCCCAACUUGUUCUCAAAAACCUACAUGAAGAAGUGUGCCUUCCAAUAUGACUCCUUCCUGGUCAAUAGAAAAGAAUUCUUCAACCUAUCUGGUGAAUUGACAAAUGUAAGACAUUCCUUAGCCAUGUUGUUAAAUCUGUUUAUUAGGGAACACCUGGAGAGAACACGGGAUGGUAAUAUAUGUGGAAAAGGCUUCAGAGAUGAUUUCAGCCUGUACCAAAGUAACAGCAUAUACACUGGAAUAAAACGUGAGAAUGUGAGGAAGAUUCUUCCCUUGAGAUAUCCACCCAUUUUUGCAUCAGAAUGCUUAAACUAGAAAGAAUCUGUGAAUGUAUUCUGUAAGUAACUGGUAUGAGGAAUCCUUUAAUAGGGGGUUUCUACCUUAUAGUAUGUAAACUCUUACUAAAUCAAACUUUUAAGGUAUAAUCAGAAGAUACUUUUGGCAGGGUGGUCUCUUACUAUCUUUUCUAUAUCAGUAAAGAUGUACUGUUGAGAGAUCCCAUUCAAAGCUCCACCCCAUAGCACCAUAGAAUUAUAGUUAGAUUGUGCAGUUUGAAUGAAUUUCUUUGUUAAAAUCUUGCCAGAACACUGAGGACUCAUUUCAAAAGGGGAAACUGGAGGAAAAAAUUGUUUCUGAAUGAACAGUGAAGUUGUUCGUUUUAAGACUAAAGCUCCUACUAAGAUGGAAAAGGGCUGCUUCCAAGAAAUGUGAUUUGAUACUUUGAUUGUUGAAACAAAAAAAUAGUGAGUUAUGGUUAGGUUAUUGCCACCCCUACACACACUGUUGUUUUCAUUUAGAAUACUUAUACUUUGUUCCAUUUAGCUACUCUGAACCAUAAUUAUAAAGGUUUUGUGCCAAGUUGAAAAUACUCAUAAUAUGGCAAAAAAAAAAGGCAUAAAAUAGAAGAUUUGCUAUCAUUACAGCCAUGUAAAGAUAUGUGCACAUAUAGGUAUAGAUUGGAAGUGGAUGUUCAAGAAAUAAAACAUGGUUUUCUUAGGA
Messenger RNA from Carlito syrichta (Philippine tarsier), 2692 nucleotides. It is a transcript of the gene ZNF329, whose product is annotated as zinc finger protein 329. Gene Ontology annotation, molecular function: DNA-binding transcription factor activity; RNA polymerase II cis-regulatory region sequence-specific DNA binding. The record is from RefSeq and is a predicted model, not a curated record. Lineage: Eukaryota; Metazoa; Chordata; Mammalia; Primates; Tarsiidae. Gene Ontology annotation, biological process: regulation of transcription by RNA polymerase II. The transcript has 2 exons. Bases 46 to 1668 code for a protein of 540 amino acids.